AUGGACAAACUAACUUAUCAUGGAUUAGUCCAGUCUGUACGAGGUGUCUUGUCUGAGUUAUCCUUGAUCAAAUGUUUCGCGGUGUUGAUCUUUGCGUGCAUCGCGACCCGUGUGAUCACUGGUCUGCAAAGUAACCAACGGAAAUCUGACCCGACAGGGCGAACACCACGGCUAGCUCCUUACUGGUUCCCCUGGUAUGGUCAUGGACCAUCAUUUCUGUGGAAUCAUGUCGGUCUCCUCGAGUCAUUACGGGACUUUAUGGGCGAGCCCGUAUUCAAGGUCUACCUGCGAGGGGAACGCCACAAUAUCGUGGUGUCACCAUCGAUGAUUAAGACAGUUUUGUCGCAAAAGUCAUCUGACAUCACCGUGCUGGAUCAGGCAAUGCGAUAUGUCUUUGAAGACCGCAGCCUGGUGCGCAGCUUGCGUUCAAAUCGCAACAAGGAGAUCAACGAUGAUGUCGCGGGGUUUAUCAAUCAAGACUCUUUUAUUAAGGAUGCAUCCGCGGCGAUCACUCGACUAUUGCAGCGCAAUGCUCCGAACUUGGUGACCUUCUCCCGGAGCCCGGUGGAUCAGGUCGCAUGGGAGCGUGACAGCUCAGUGAUGUUAUCUGAACAUGACCAGUCAAUCUGCGAGGUGAACCUCUUCGCACUGGUCAGAGAUUUUGUGGGCCACAAUAUCACCACGCUUUUGCUGGGCGAGACCUUUGUCGAAGCGUUCCCUGGUGUUCUCCCGAAUUUCUGGACACUAGAUGCUAAUUCUGUAUCCUUGUUUGCGGGAUUCCAACGAUGGAUACCGACACCUGGCAUCUCCUCGGGACAUGCUAUGAAGGAUCGUCUCAUGCAUAUCAUGUCGGUCUUUUACCGUGCGUUUACUGCCUGGGACGAUGGCAUUGACCCAGGCAUUGAGCUUCGGGAUCUCGACGAUGUCUCAGAAUUAUUUAAGCAGCGAAUGCGCACAUUCCACAAAUUGGGCUUAUCCCCCAAGGCCAGUGCGGCGGGAAAUCUGUCACUUCACUGGGACUUGAUGGAAUACAUUGUCAAAAUGACCUUCUGGAAUCUGAUCCACAUCUUCGCCGACGAAGAACUACUCAAGGAAAUUCAAAAGGAAAUGGACCCAAGCGUGAAGUCUUCGCGCCCUAAUCGACGAGAAACCGGGUUUUCAUUCGAUGAACCGCCAACCCUGAACCUCGACAUUGAGAAAAUGCUACAAACCUGCCACUUACUGAAAGCCUGCCACUACGAAACCAUCCGUCUCCAUUCCGCAGGAAUCUCUCUUCGAGAGCUAGACUCUGAUUUGAAUCUCACCGAGUCGGCUGGCGAAGCCUUGGAACCUCGCACAUACAAGAUGCGCAAGGGCGAAAAGGUGCUCAUGUCCCAUGGAGUCUACCAGAACGAUCCAGCGCGCUUUUCAAAUCCACACCAGUAUGACCCGUUGCGGUACAUUGUUACGAACCAUACAUCUGGCGUUAAGGAAGCCAAUCCGGAUAUCCUUGGACCGCUCGCGGAUGGUCUGUAUGCACCGAAGAACAACGCUUUUAGCGAGCAGGCGAUUUUGGCUUUUACUUCUACAAUCGUGUCUAUGUGGAUUAUUUCUUCGGCAGAUGGGAAAGGUAUCGUUGUACCCCCUCACAGGAAGACAUGGGGUGCUUUCCUGCCUGCAAAGGAUGUGAAGGUACAUAUCAAGGCAAGGGUGUAA
Molecule: messenger RNA, 1695 nt
Organism: Penicillium odoratum
Lineage: Eukaryota; Fungi; Ascomycota; Eurotiomycetes; Eurotiales; Aspergillaceae
Exons: 2
Coding region: 1-1695 (564 amino acids)
Molecular function (GO): monooxygenase activity; heme binding; oxidoreductase activity, acting on paired donors, with incorporation or reduction of molecular oxygen
Source: RefSeq, a predicted model, not a curated record